Mycena indigotica is the source of this 762-nucleotide messenger RNA. Its product is annotated as GST N-terminal domain-containing protein. The transcript has a single exon. Lineage: Eukaryota; Fungi; Basidiomycota; Agaricomycetes; Agaricales; Mycenaceae. Gene Ontology annotation, biological process: L-phenylalanine catabolic process; glutathione metabolic process. The record is from RefSeq and is a predicted model, not a curated record. Gene Ontology annotation, molecular function: maleylacetoacetate isomerase activity; glutathione transferase activity. The coding region runs from base 1 to 762 and encodes 253 amino acids.
AUGCAACCCAUUCUCUUCUAUGACAUUCCCUUCCAAGUGGUUGGUGAGACAUGGUCGCCCAACACCUGGCGGACGAGGUACUCGCUCAACUACAAAAACCUGCCUUACACCACGAUCUGGGUCGAAUACCCUGAUAUCGCCGCUCUCUACACGGAAACACUGAGGAUUCCACCCAGCACUACGCUCAAGAGCGGCAAGCCAUAUUACUCCUUACCGGUCAUCCACGACCCCAACACGGGCGAGACGGUCUCCGACUCGAUGCGCAUUGCCGAGUACCUUGACAAAACCUACCCCAGUUCGGGUGCCGGCCCGAUUAUCCCGGCGGGCACGCGUGUGUUGCAGCAGACAUUCCAAGUCGCGUAUGACCACAUCUCGACGCCGAUGGUCCCCAUUAUUAUCCCGCGGAUACCAGCGGUGCUGAACCCGCGCUCGCGGGAGUAUUUUCUGCGGACACGGGAGGUCAGCUUUGGUAAGCCGUUGGCGGAGGUUUUGCCGAAAGGUGAGGAGCACACUGCGAAAUGGGCAGAAACCAAGGCUGCAUUCGCGAAGAUCGAUGGGUGGAUUCAGGCAAGUGGGGGGCCGUUUAUGAUGGGCGACAUUGUCUCGCUGGCCGAUUUCGUAGUCGCAGGCGAGAUGCACUGGGUCAGGAUUGCAUUAGGCGCUGAUAGCGACGAGUGGAAGGAAUGGGCUGAAUGGAAUGACGGGCGGUGGGCGAAGCUGCUUGCAAAUCUUGAAAAGUAUGAGGGGCAAGACAAUUUGUGA